AUGCAGCCAGUGCCGAUGCAUCUCAAGCUCGCGUUGUGUGCCUGGAGGCAGCAGGGCUGGCGCUCCAAGGGGCAGGGAGUGCAGGCGAAAGAGUCGAGGUACGAUGAGUUCUUCUCGAACCUUGACGAGGGGAGGCACGUCGCCCGGUCUGUCUCGGAUGUCCUGCCCGUAGCAGGCUCUCGUUACCUCGCGGGCGAUCGAUGGAACGUGCGAGCGAGCGCGGACAAGACAAGACAUGGAGACGCGAAGCUGACGCACAUCACCGCGUACGCCAUGCUCCCGGCACUACAGGGAGCGCGGGGCAACCACGUGCACAGGAUGGAGGAGGAGGAGAACGCGGGGCAUGCUCAUGGCGGCUCCAUCUCUCUUGACAACGGGCUGACCAACCGACACCUGCCGUCAGGGUGCGUGGGAGGAGGGAGAGGGGAGGAAGGGAGGAGGAGAAUGGGGUGA
Messenger RNA from Guillardia theta CCMP2712, 453 nucleotides. RefSeq lists its product as hypothetical. The transcript is spliced from 6 exons. Lineage: Eukaryota; Cryptophyceae; Pyrenomonadales; Geminigeraceae. The record is from RefSeq and is a predicted model, not a curated record. Bases 1 to 453 code for a protein of 150 amino acids.